ACCCGACGACGAUAUAUUGAUGAAGCUUUCUCGUUCGGCAUUGCGUUAGGGUUUUAGUCGCCGCUUACUCUCUCUCUCUUCGCCGCGUUCUCUCUCCUCUUGUCGCCGCGCUCUCACUCACAUUCGCCGACAUGGGGAAGACACGAGGUAUGGGAGCUGCCCGCAAGCUGCGAAACCACCGCAGAAGGCAGAGGUGGGCCGACAAGUCUUACAAGAAGUCUCACCUCGGGAAUGAAUGGAAGAAACCCUUUGCCGGUUCUUCACAUGCCAAAGGCAUCGUCCUCGAGAAGAUUGGUAUCGAGGCUAAGCAACCGAAUUCUGCCAUCCGUAAGUGUGCUAGGGUUCAGCUGAUCAAGAACGGGAAAAAGAUCGCAGCAUUCGUCCCCAACGAUGGUUGUUUGAACUACAUCGAAGAAAACGAUGAGGUCUUGAUCGCAGGUUUUGGUCGGAAGGGUCAUGCCGUCGGAGAUAUUCCUGGAGUCAGGUUCAAGGUGGUGAAGGUCUCUGGUGUUUCCCUCUUGGCCCUCUUCAAGGAAAAGAAAGAGAAGCCUCGUUCUUAAAAAAAAAAGCCUUCAGAAGCUUCCAACCCUGAUUUUUGUUCUUCACUUGCUUUUUUUGUCGUAUUUUUUUUUUAAAUUUUGGCGUCGAGUUUGCAUUUCAAGAAUAUAUAUUCGCACUUUUCUUGACGCCCGUCCGAGAAUUGGGGUGGUUAGACAAUGCAGGACGUGAAUAUCAUGUUGGCAUGAAUUGUACGUUUUUUGGUUCGGUAUUAAAGCGGUUUGGUUUGAGAAUA
Tarenaya hassleriana is the source of this 793-nucleotide messenger RNA. RefSeq names its product 40S ribosomal protein S23. Bases 132 to 560 code for a protein of 142 amino acids. NCBI's taxonomy places the organism in Eukaryota, Viridiplantae, Streptophyta, Magnoliopsida, Brassicales, Cleomaceae. Gene Ontology annotation, molecular function: structural constituent of ribosome. The transcript has 4 exons. Gene Ontology annotation, biological process: translation. Gene Ontology annotation, cellular component: cytosolic small ribosomal subunit; ribosome. The record is from RefSeq and is a predicted model, not a curated record.